AUGCCAGGUGAAAUUGUGAGCGUUCCGUUCCUGUCCCAAAUCGAGGACAUGGACAAGUACCUGCUCGAGUAUCGCAGCUUGAAAUUGAUGCCGCAGAAUGGGAAUGCGUAUGGCGGACAACACGUGCGUUAUAACGGCGGUAGGACUUUAGGUAACAAUAAUUCUGGGUCAGGACCCCAGAACGGUCGUAAAAAGACCUUGGGCGGUAUCAGUUCGACUUCUGGAGCCAGUACGCAGCGAUAUGGGAAUAAUGGAUUGAAAUAUGGACAGCAGGUGAACGCGGGUCCCGGAAUGGGCCCAGGAUCGGGCGUGGCACCUUUGGUUGCGCAGCAGGUUGCGGCGCAACAGGCAUAUCCUAGGUUGUUUUACGGGCCUGGAGGUGGCAAUUCGUUGGGUUUGAACCAGGCGGGCCCGUUGAAUGUUUUCUCACCAGCGAUCAACAGCAUGGGUCAACAGCAGCAAUUUCAGUCUAUACAGCAAGCGCAGCAGUCGCAGCAGCCAACUCAGCCACUCAUGACUGCGAGCUCUUCGUCAAGUUCGACACCACCUCCACGUCUUCAUGCAUCCAUUAGUGGAAGCUCUUCAGUUUCGUCCCUGAGCAACGAAUACGAUUUCUUGCUACCAAGCGAUCUCAAUGGUCAGUUUAUGUCGGUUAACACCGUCGGAGACAUGAACAACACUAAUAGCAUUGGCUCUGUGUUGGGUUCUUCGGGUGUCACGACUGGUGUACCCCUCUCCGGCAGCUACCUUGACUCCGGUUCUGCUGCACCGGCUUUGGUGGGUCACUCAAAGGCUGAUUUUAUGGGAUCUUCGAACUCAGACCUGAGUAGAGGUAUUCUUUCGUCGUUUUUACCGGAAAAUUCGCAUAAAAACAAUGGAUUAUUAUCUAAUACAGGUUCUGCAAGCAUCCUAUUCGGUAGCGGUACCCCAUACCAGGCGCCUUUGUCUGGUUCUGCUGCCAACUCUUCUACCGGUUUCAAUAUGCAUAAUUCAAAAACUUGGGGAAGUAGCACUGCAAGUGCGUCCUCCACAGGGGGGUCAUUUGGUAUUUGGAAUAACGAUAUGAGCGUUUGGAGUUGA
Molecule: messenger RNA, 1080 nt
Organism: Lachancea mirantina
Lineage: Eukaryota; Fungi; Ascomycota; Saccharomycetes; Saccharomycetales; Saccharomycetaceae
Source: the annotation of a GenBank genome assembly